Messenger RNA from Dermacentor silvarum, 2816 nucleotides. RefSeq lists its product as uncharacterized. The transcript is spliced from 2 exons. The record is from RefSeq and is a predicted model, not a curated record. Gene Ontology annotation, molecular function: zinc ion binding. NCBI's taxonomy places the organism in Eukaryota, Metazoa, Arthropoda, Arachnida, Ixodida, Ixodidae. The coding region runs from base 97 to 1047 and encodes 316 amino acids.
CUGGCCCGCUGUACCGCCUAUGGUACCGCUGCGUUUGUGUUCGGCGUUUGCUUCUACGUGUCAGCGCCGCAUGUUUGCUGUCGUGAAAGCUUUGCGAUGGCAAAAGUCAGGAGCCCUGAAUUUUGCCCUUCCUACAUGGGCGAACUUGUAGGGCCGACGCGGGCUCGCUACAAAGAAAAGGUCGGAAUGUGCGACGGCGUGGACCCGUACCAGCUGCACGUUGGCGUGGAUACCAGUUCAGACCCCGAUGUGCUCCCCGCCACGACGUACGUGGAUAUUAUUAAUUAUCUUGUCCUGUCCACGAGCUACGUCACGCUGAACGAAAUGAAGGAUUACAAAUCGCUGGAGGCGCACAAUUACUUCAAGAGCGGUUGGGCGAGGAACGUUGCAGCGAAGCGCCUGUCGUCGGGUCUUAUCAUCGUCCUCGGCGAGGUCAGCCAUUCCCAAAGACUCCAGGACCCACCACUAAAAUCUUGGUUUUUGGCUAAAGCUGAUGGCUCUGUCAUCACAGCCCAUUGUACAUGCAUGGCAGGAGCUGGAGAAGCCUGCUCCCACGUCGGUGCCAUAUUAUUUGCUGUUGAGACGGCUGUACGCCUGAGAGAUGCAAGAACAUGUACAGAGAAGAGGAACGCAUGGCUUCCAGCCAGCAGCCCAGGCACAGAGUACAAGCGCCUCAAGGACAUAGACUUCUCGUCAUCGAGGAUGAAAAAGCAAAAGAUGGACAAUGUUCAUUUGCAGGUGAAUGACACACAGGUUCCGGCAUGCCCGACACAAGCGCAAUCAACUAGGCCACCUUCUCCUACAGAAGAAGAGAUUAAUUUGCUGUACUCAAGAAUAGCAGAUUCUGGAGUUAAACCAGCUCUCUUCAUGGUGCACCCCGUGUACAGUGCAAUGUUUCAGCCACCCCGCAGUAUAGAACCACGUGUCCUUCGGGAAUUGUCUAUUGCAGAGGCACUGUCCGAGGACCUGGACACACUCGAGUGUGCUCAACGUGGCGAAGAUUUCCUUGCCAACCUCCACAUGGGUGACUUGCCAACAAAUGGGUGACCAUGUUGAAGGUAGCACAAGAGUUCCAACUGCUCCAAAUGGUAUCGCUAUCGCGCAGGGCAAAUUACCGCUUCUGUUUUGAAAAGUGUGUGCACCACAAGCGUGAAUGAACUUUCAGUCAGCCUACUGAAGAAAAUGUGCUACCCAGAACAGCACAAGUUCACUGCUGUAUCAACAACGUGGGGGCUGCAACAUUAACGUGACACCAUCAGGACCUAUGCAAAAGAAAUGGUGCAGCAGCACACAAGCUUCGAGCACUUCAGGCCAGGGGUCUAUUUGUGUACACAAUACCCAUACCUUGCUGCCAUGCCAGAUGCAAUGGUCAAGUGCAAAUGCUGUGGUGAAGGUGUUGCUGAAGUUAAGUGCCCUUACACCCUUGCUAGUAGUGUGGCAAGCAAUGAUCCAAACUUUUGCCUUGAGAAUUGGCAUAGGAACCAGACCCUGAAGAGGACGCACCCAUAUAACUUUCAGGUCCAGGCUCAGAUGGCAGUGUGUAAUGUUGCGUACUGUGACUUUGUAGUGUGGACUCCGUUAUCUAUGCACAUAGAGAGGGUUCUCGGGGACGAAGCAUUUUUUGAUUCUGUAGUACCAGCUGCAAAGAAAUUCUUCACACAUGUCAUUAUGCCAGAAUUAUUUGCAGCUUACUUCACGCGGAAAGCGACAACAAACAAGUGCGCUGACAACGCAUAAAACGCAUAUUGCUUUUGCAGAGGCCCAGAAUCUGACAAAAUGCUAGCAUGUGAUGACCCAGAGUGCAAAUAUCGGUGGUUUCAUCACACCUGUAUCGGUAUCACGAGGGCCCCAAAGCAAAAGCACUGGUACUGCGAGGAGAAAUAAACAAGCCAUCAGUCCUGACUAAUGAACAAACUGCCCAUGCAACGAGUUAGUUCAAGUUAUGGUGCCGUCGUUGUUACAUUGUCAUCAUCACAUUGUAAGUCACACCAUCGCCUUCAAACUGACCUUGUCAAGACACAUCACAGUGGUGAGAAUACUACUACAGUCACUCUAACGUGCAAUUUCUAACCGAUAAGGUGCUACCACCGGGACUGUUUUGGGAACCUGUACUAUUAUUUUGUGACUGAAACUUCAAGUACGACUUCACAAUAUGAAAGCUUGACUUGAUCACCUUUUUUUGCAACAAAGUACUGUGUGCUGUAAAUUUGUAUUCUCUUCUGGGCUGACUUGCGAGUUUGUCAGCAUGGCCUAAGUAUUGGAGAUAAGCUUGUUUCGCGGCUUCUGUGUGGUGUGUUUUGGAGUCAUAAACAGCUUAGAUCAAUGAUUGUGAAUUUAUAAUUUUUUUCCGUUUGCUGAACAUGAUUGACCUGCACUAUUGUAAGUGGUACAGUGCGCAAUAUUUACAAUGACAAGACCUGUGUAAUGAAGCGUUUUGGAGAAAAGGGGAGUCAAACACUGCAUGUGUCGUUUUUUGUGCUCGCGAGGGUUUCGACGGGAAUUCAGGGCACGGGCUCCUUUCCCAAGCGUACAACCCCUGAAGGAACCCAAACGCCAGGCCGGGGUACGCUUGUGCCCAUUUGAACUGGUGGGUGCCCGGCGGCGGUGUGAAUCGAAACAAACAAAAGUAAAAAAGGCGUUUUUUUAUAUCCCUACAAUUUCACCAUAACAAGGUUCUUUAUUUAGUUAUUGAUACUGUCAACUCAGCAAAAGGUCAUAACAGGAGUAGAACAAAUACAGUAAAAAAACAAAAAGUGUAGUUCACAAUUUCUAGGCAGGAUGCAGAAAUAAAAGCACUGCAAGUGGUGCAGGAGAAA